UGAAUUGAUUCUAUCGUGGUUUUGUUAUCUAAUUUUCCGCUGAAUCGAUAUAUCGGAGAUUUUACUUACUGUACUUUAUUCUUCUCGUAGCGUAGAAUGCGUGUAGUGAAUAUUGUGUUCUUGGAUUAUUUUGUGAGAGUGCGAGUGAUCAGGAAGAAUGUUUAACGGCAAGCUGCUUUCAUUUUUGGAAUCUAUGCAAGAAUACAAUAUCUUUACGACAAAUCGUAAACUUCUGCUAGCGUAUGUGCUGAAAGAAGUGUUGCACGAAGUCGACAAAUUUUAAGUGGCGUUUCCAGUGCCGCAGGUGCGAAACAAUCUUAUGUGUUACAUGCUGUGCAAGCGAAACGGUUGAGAAAGAGAGAGAGAGAGAGAGAAAGAAAAAGGGAGCGGUGGAGAACGCCAGGGGAGGAACUCCUUUAGCCAGCUCGAAGAAACGGUCGAAAUGAGAAGGUGUGGCUUCGUCGUGUGGUUGGUCCUCGCCUGCCUCACCAGCGACGCAUUGCAACAGUACAGGGAAAAGAACAUCAGCGGCGCGGAGACAGACGCGGUACAGGCGAUCUUGGCCAGAUAUCUUCAGAGGCGUCUUCAGGGGUCGCAGCUGUCGACGCCGCCGCCGCCAGCUGUCCUCUUCAGUAGCAAUAACCAGGCCAGAAUGAGACAUGCUCAAAGGACUACCAGCAAUACGUUGCCGAGGAAUGUCAGCGAGAAAGAGAGGAGGGAACGCGUGGAGGAUUACGAGGAUUACGAGGACGACCUUGAGGGUUUCGAGGACAGUGAGAGGAGCAGGACCAGAUUCGAUCUCUUCGCCGACGACUGCCCAAACUGCGUGGACGAGCACAGCAGCAACCUGGCCGCAUCAAGAUGGACGAUGCCGCUGUUGAAGCUCGGCGAGAAAAGAUACUACCUGGGGAUCUUCUUCAAGGCCAACUGGUAUAGGGCGUCGCAGUAUUGUCGAUAUCACGGAAUGCAUCUGGCGAGUAUAGCGUCGCAGGAGGAAAACGACAGGCUGGAGAAACAUAUUAAGGACUUUGGCCUUGGACACGAGCAUUUUUGGACCUCUGGUACCGAUCAGGCUGAGGAAGGCACUUUCUUCUGGAUGGCAAACGGCAGGCCAAUCACGUUCGAAAAUUGGAACGUCGGCGAACCGAAUAAUUUCAGAUACGAGAACGGCGAAGAGGAGCACUGCCUGGAGCUGUGGAACAGGGAUGGUAAAGGGCUGAAGUGGAACGACAGCCCGUGCAGCUUCGAGACGUUCUUCGUGUGCGAGGUGCAGUGAUCGAUCGAUCGACCAACAGGAUUGACGAAAAACAGGAUCUGAAAGUCAUCGAUACACGGGAUUCGAUUCACGAUACAUCGACUUACCUAUCGAGUCAUCCUGCCAGCUAUUGCCUCGUCGACUUUGUUUUUCCUCCGGGACCUCGAAACAAAAUAGAAAAAGUGACUUUUUCUGUGUGUGCGCGUGCAUGUGUGUGUCUGUGUGUGUGUGUAAGUGCGUGUAUUCCACGUAGACGAGCGUUUUAAGCGUCUUGCGGAUCGAUGGAUCGCGGGCAAAUGGAUGCCGAACGUAAAGAAACAGAUGGCGAACACGAUGAUUAGGAUACAGAGAUGUUUUUGUGAAGCAAAUUUUUGUGGAAUGGCCUGAAGCCUGUGCUUGGAUUUUUAUCUGAAAAUGGCGGUUUCGUUACAACAAAUAUGCCUUAUUUCUGCUACUGUAAAAAGCACUAGUUCUACUUGUUCGUAGAAUAUUUUUAUAGUAAGUAGAAACGAUGAGAAUUUUCUUUACUGGUGGAUAAGAACUGACGAAAGAAUGGUUUACAAUGAUUAUUUUAGUGGCCUACUAACGUUCACGUUGUAUGAUACUAUUUGCUUAUUAAAUUUAGCAAUUACGAAGUAAGGACUCGUAAGUUUUAACGUGGAUGUUAGCGAUAAUAUAUUAGUCGUUUGUCGUUAACGCAAAGAAGCCUGUGUUUGGAUAAUGGAUACUUUUUUUCGAAAAUGGAUAAGCUGGAGCUUGUGUGCUACUUUUUCUUCGAUGAUAGAGACGUAGAAUUAUAGUUGCGUCGUUGACGAAAGCUCCAACAAAAAUGCGACCGUUGUUGGUAACCAGGCGGAAAGUCAGGGAAUUUUCAAAUUUUGCCAAUCGAUGGAAUCACGGUUGUUCGAAAAGAAUUUCGAAUUCCAUAGAUUUGCAAAAUUUCUGGUUUCUAAUCCUAAGAUAUUUCCUCUUUUUCUUUCGGUUUCAUUACCAAAAGCUUGUUGCUAACGUUGAAAAUGUCGAGAUAAGAAAUCAAAAGACUUUAAAGUGGGCGUGUCGAUUAACGACGACUUAACAGAAUAAUGUAAGCUUCUAUUUUCUAAUUAAUAUCUGAAUUAAAUAACGAAAGAAAUAAAGAAAUAAAUUCUACAUCGAUGGUCGAAAAUUAUUAGCGAUCGAUUUAAUGUAAGCGACGAGCAGAAUUCGCAAAAUCGGAAUUCUGCGCGAACUUCCAUGAUUUUAUUUUUCACGAGUUCAUUGGGCGUUGAAGUGGAAACCCCCGACGUCGGAAACGACGCUGUACAUGACAUCAUUUAGCGCUAUGCAAUAAAACCCAAGUUACAUUAUUAA
Bombus pascuorum is the source of this 2605-nucleotide messenger RNA. RefSeq lists its product as uncharacterized. Gene Ontology annotation, cellular component: external side of plasma membrane. The coding region runs from base 443 to 1276 and encodes 277 amino acids. Gene Ontology annotation, biological process: biological process involved in interspecies interaction between organisms. The record is from RefSeq and is a predicted model, not a curated record. NCBI's taxonomy places the organism in Eukaryota, Metazoa, Arthropoda, Insecta, Hymenoptera, Apidae. Gene Ontology annotation, molecular function: carbohydrate binding. The transcript has 7 exons.